AACAAAGAACACAACACAUAACUAAAGAGAGGAAUGGUGCUUCAGAAGAAGGAGAGAACGUGGGUGAUGAUGAACUUAGAGGGGCAGAGAAAGGUGGUGGAGGCUCCCAAACACGUGAUAAUGCAGCGUACGGGUGUGUCUGGUCGGGACCUGCGAAUACUUGACCCUUUGCUUUCAUACCCUUCCACCAUUGCUGGGCGUGGAAGAGCUAUCAUCGUCAACUUGGAACACAUAAAGGCCAUCAUCACUGCUCAAGACCUUCUCUUCGUCAAUUCCACCGACCCUUCUGCUUUCUCUUUUCUUGAUGACCUUCACUCGCAGAUUCUGUGCCACCACCGUGCCACCACUCAACCACAACCUCCGGAGGCUCAAGAUGGGAAGAAUGAAUCUGAAACAAAGCAAGAUGGCAUGAAGAUUCUUCCAUUUGAGUGUUUAGCACUGGAGGCAUGCCUUGAGGCUGCUUGUGGUGCUUUAGAAAAUGAGGCAAAGAUAUUGGAGCAGGAGACUUAUCCUGCCUUAGAUAAAUUGACCUCACAGAUUAGUACUUCCAAUUUGGAAUGCAUUCGUCUUGUUAAGAGCCGCUUAGUUGCCUUGGCUGCUCGUGUUCGAAGGGUAAGGGAUGAAUUAGAGCACUUGCUGGAUGAUAAUGAACAUUUGGCUGAGCUGUAUCUGACAGACAAGUUGGUUCAACAGCAACUUGAAAAUUCUACUGCCUCAUUCAUGAAUGACAUGGAGAAUGAAGUUCUUCAACCAGAUAUAAGUGACAGGAUUCCUCCUGAAGUAUCAUUGGAACGUGGUGUAGAUUCUGCUAGUGAUCAUGAAGAUCAUGAAAAUUCUGCUGACUACUCAAAAGACCAAAUGUUUGGAGCAUCUAAUGGAGUUGGUAGUGAAAUGCAUGAAGCCCAGGCUAGCACUACCUACGGUGCUGUAACCAGACACUCUUUUGAUGUGGAGGAACUUGAGAUGCUCUUGGGAGCUUACUUUGUGCAAAUCGGUGGCACAUCGAACAAGCUAUCAAGGCUGAGGGAGUACGUGGAUGACACAGAGGACUACAUAAACAUUACCUUGGAUGACAAACAGAACCGUCUCCUCCAAAUGGGAGUGAAGUUGGGCACAGCAAAUAUACUUUUGAAUGCCUUCAUAUGUGUGACUGGUCUAUUUAGCAUGAAUAUUCAUAUCGAUCUAUAUGAUACUGGGAUGCCACAGUUCCUCGGGACUAUUUUUGGAUGCACUGUUGCUUGCAUAUUCUUGUAUGUGGUUGCCAUCAUUUGGUACAAGUGCAAGCGCUUGCUGGAAUAG
Molecule: messenger RNA, 1299 nt
Organism: Abrus precatorius (Indian licorice)
Lineage: Eukaryota; Viridiplantae; Streptophyta; Magnoliopsida; Fabales; Fabaceae
Product: magnesium transporter MRS2-3-like
Exons: 6
Coding region: 34-1299 (421 amino acids)
Biological process (GO): magnesium ion transport
Molecular function (GO): magnesium ion transmembrane transporter activity
Source: RefSeq, a predicted model, not a curated record